Cydia strobilella is the source of this 390-nucleotide messenger RNA. RefSeq lists its product as uncharacterized. The transcript has 4 exons. Bases 1 to 390 code for a protein of 129 amino acids. Lineage: Eukaryota; Metazoa; Arthropoda; Insecta; Lepidoptera; Tortricidae. The record is from RefSeq and is a predicted model, not a curated record.
AUGGAAACCAGAGCAGGAUGUAUAGGGACGUAUGAUGAACCAUUGCCAGGGUUCGCCAGUCGUGGAUCACCUGAGUGUGCAGAAAGAACUUGCAUACUCCGUAACAACGAUUUACUCUUCGACAACGAUGAGAUUGACAAGGACUCCGUCAAGCAGUACCUGAACGAGUGGGUGGCGAAGAGGAGGGAGUUCAUACCUGCGGUUAAUGCUGUUAAAGAUAUCUGUCUUGGUAAGAAGCCUAUGUUUGGACCCACGGCGAUGUGUGACGCGGACAAACUAUUUAUGUGCAUAAAAUCUAAUUUCUUUAACAAAUGUCCUAACUGGCUGGAAACUGAAGGCUGCACUGAAACACGAGCAUUUAUGGAACGCUGCAUGCCUUAUUUCGAUUAG